AUGAAGGUGGUCAUUAUUGGUGCCGGAAUCGGUGGUCUGGUUUGUGCCAUAUCCUGUCGUCGGGAAGGCCUCGAAGUCGUAGUUCUCGAACAAGCUGCUGCUCUACAGCCUAUCGGCGCAGGAAUACAAAUACCUCCUAACGCCGCCCGAAUCCUUCGCAAGCUCGGCCUCAUACCUCAACUGCUAGACAAGGCUACUUUGGUCGAUACAAUUGACUACCUUCGAUAUAAAGAUGGCAAGGUUCUGUAUCAGAUGGAAGGCGGCGAGAAGAUGAAGAAAUCCUAUGGCGAUGUUUGGAUGGUUAUUGCUCGACCACACUACCACAGCGUAUUAUGGAGCGCGGCCAAGGAGGCUGGCGUAGAGUUACGACUUGGUGCGGAGACAGUGGCAAUUGAUUUCGAGGACUCAAGUGUGCGCCUUGUGACUGGCGAAAUCGUAGGGGGUGAUAUUGUCGUUGGUGCUGAUGGUCAGUUGGAUCAGAUUCUUGGCCGACCCUCGCCUCCGUCUGAGACGGGAGACCUUGCAUAUCGAGCCACCUUGACUCUGCAGCAGAUGAAGGAUUUCAAAGACCCUCGGAUAGACGACUUGAUCGAGCAUAAGACAGUCAAAUGCUGGAUGGGCCCGAACAAGCAUUGUGUUCUGUAUCCCAUCGGCGGUGGGCAAGUAUUCAACCUCGUCAUUUUAUGCCCAGAUGACAUUCCCAAAGAUAUGAGACAGGCGCCUGGGGAUGUGGAGGAGAUGCGAGCUUUGUUUGUCGGCUGGGACGAAAGGCUGACGAAAAUGCUGUCGUGUGUUCCGUCCGUUCUUAAAUGGAAGCUGUGUCACCACGAAGAAUUGCGAUCGUGGAGGAAGGGCCCCGUAGCCUUGCUUGGCGAUGCAUGCCAUCCAACACUGCCAUAUCAAGCGCAGGGCGCAGCAAUGGCGGUAGAAGAUGGCGCUGUUCUGGGAAAGCUGCUUGGGCAGUUGAUGAGCUCAGGUUUAUAUCAUGAUGGGGCCAGAGACACUGUAGAGGGAAUGUUGGAGAUCUACGAGAACUUACGAAAGGCUAGGACCACAAUCAACGUUCAGGGAGCAAGGUCAAAUCAGCGUGCAUAUCAUUUGCCAGACGGCCCUAUUCAGGAGUCUAGGGAUGCUUGGCUAAGGUCUCAACCUAGAGGAGCUUCACCCGACGGUUUCACUCUUGCUGACACGGCUUACCUCGAAGUUAUUCUGGGAUUUGAUGCCUUGGAGGAAAGUGUUGAUGCUUUUGAAAAUUGGAAAGCUGGCCAGUCACAAACCUUGCCGAGAUACAAUUUGUAG
Messenger RNA from Colletotrichum scovillei, 1299 nucleotides. RefSeq lists its product as uncharacterized. The transcript has 6 exons. Lineage: Eukaryota; Fungi; Ascomycota; Sordariomycetes; Glomerellales; Glomerellaceae. Gene Ontology annotation, biological process: secondary metabolite biosynthetic process. Bases 1 to 1299 code for a protein of 432 amino acids. Gene Ontology annotation, molecular function: FAD binding; monooxygenase activity. The record is from RefSeq and is a predicted model, not a curated record.